GCAGGGGGUCUAGGAGAUUAGUGAGCAGCAGAGUAAGCUAGUGGGGUGGUUUGCAGAGUGAUCCGCUGCCGAAAUGGCCACCAAAGUAGUGGAUCUGAUCUACUGGCGGGACGUGGGGAAGACAGGGCUGGUGUUCACAGGGCUGGUGAUAGGCCUGGCCAGCCUGUUCCAGCUCAGUGCCAUCACCGUGCUGUCCUACCUGUGUAUGGCCAUCAUGUGUCUUACCUUCCCCCUACGCCUCUACUACAAACUCCUAGAGCUGAUACGUAAGAACCCUGAAGGAGUGCACCCCUUCCAGUCUUAUAUAGGAGACGACAGCUCUCUGACAGAUGAGGAGACGGUGUUGGUGGUGGAGGAAGUGGUGCUGAUGAUUGCCUUCGCCAUCACGGAGAUCAAACGCCUGCUCUUCAUCGGCAGCAUCAUGGACUCCAUCAAGUUUGUGUUGCUGCUGUGCGUGUUGGUCUAUGUGGGCAUCACGACCAACGGACUGACCCUGGUGAUAGUUGGUGUCAUCUGUGUUUUCUCUCUUCCUCUAUUCUACAAACAAAUGCAGGGUCGGAUGAAGAGGAUUGGCAAUGUGGUCAACGGCCUCCUGAGGAAAAUCAAAAGCUUGUUUAAGAGGUUGUGCAGUACACUGAGAUCCUCUACUGCGGCUAAACCUGCUCCAACCACUACCCUGACCCCGGUGCCAGCCCUGGCCCCAAAACACAAACAAAAGUCAAAGUGAUAAGAAAGAGAAAGGGGGAUCUAUGGGAAAAGAGGGGGGUCAUUCAUACGUCUUAUCAGACCACCUGGGAUUAGGGGCUGGGAAACUCUGACAAGGGGGAG
Messenger RNA from Oncorhynchus masou masou (cherry salmon), 828 nucleotides. Its product is annotated as reticulon-1-A-like. Gene Ontology annotation, cellular component: endoplasmic reticulum membrane. The coding region runs from base 74 to 727 and encodes 217 amino acids. The transcript has 7 exons. Lineage: Eukaryota; Metazoa; Chordata; Actinopteri; Salmoniformes; Salmonidae. The record is from RefSeq and is a predicted model, not a curated record.